AUGGCUGAAGAACCGCCUGCUUCGCCUGCAGGGUCUCCACCAGAGCAACCACAACAACUUGAGCAGGAGUCCUUACUCUCACUACAAACGACGAAGGCAGAGCUCAUUCAGCAAAGAGACGCGUUACUAGCUAAAAAGAACGACCUUCAUUCGGCAAUCGAACGACUACAGUCCUCAUGGGAUAGCUACCAGGCGCAAAGCAAGCAAUAUGAUACAAAGAAGAAGUUGGAGUAUUACCUACGUCAGAACGACCAGGAGUACGAGAAACGCUUGGCGGGGGAGGAUGAGGUAGCUUCCUUUGUGCUUGAAAACAUGCACGUGUUGCCCUCUUCCAACUGGGGCAGAAGAAUGGACGUUGUGGGCAUUUUGUACCCACACAUGCGAAUCCACAAUGCUCUGCUGAAGAACGUUCAUGAUACAGACAACAAACUCGUCACCCAGAUCACAUUCACGCUUCUGGCUAAGGGAUUACCGUCUUUAAAUGUGGAAUUGACCGUUUGGGACGAGAAAGUAAUCAAGCUAGACAUUUUGCAGUCGAAGAAAGCGACUAUUGUGCUUCACAAGACUAGUCCAACCUUUGCCAACAUCUUAACGGAGAUCAUCUAUGCAAGCAAAACGGGUAUCCAUAUUUCUGAGCCUCCUUCGACAGUUCUCUGGAAAUCGCAUAAGGCCUGGCGCCAUGUGGGAAAACGAUCCAUUCGACUCCUUGAGAGCUAUUCCAUAUAUUGA
This is a messenger RNA of Candidozyma auris, 729 nucleotides long. RefSeq lists its product as uncharacterized. The transcript has 2 exons. Bases 1 to 729 code for a protein of 242 amino acids. NCBI's taxonomy places the organism in Eukaryota, Fungi, Ascomycota, Pichiomycetes, Serinales, Metschnikowiaceae. The record is from RefSeq and is a predicted model, not a curated record.